UCCCUAAAAGAUAAUGAGUUGCCAGAAGUGAAGGAUACUCAAAGCUGAACGCGUCUGGCUCCGCCGAUCGCAAUGACUACGGUGCCCGACUUUCAGCGUAUAGCCUGCAAUUGGCGGUGUCUAUCUCCCGCUCCAAAUCGCCGAGCGAUACCCUCCACCUUAGGUCCGGCGAGCAUUCGCCAUUCAAAGAACUCAAUAUGUUGUCCAUUUCGAUCAAAGCUUGCCAGAAACGGAGUCGGUUGUCAGUGCCGGAAGUUCCGAUGCUCGAUUGCCGAGGAUUCAAAAAUUGCUCAGUCCAAGGUCGGUGCCGACAACUUUGGGAAUGGCGAAUCCGCGCUGGAUUGCGUGAUUGUUGGCGCCGGUAUCAGUGGUCUCAGCAUCGCGCAGGCUCUGGCUACCAAGCACGCUGAUGUCGCUCCGAAUUUCAUCGUUACGGAGGCCAGAGAUCGAGGCGGCGGCAACAUCAUAACCGUGGAAAGGGACGGCUAUCUUUGGGAAGAAGGUCCCAACAGCUUCCAGCCAUCUGAUCCGAUGCUCACCAUGGUGGUAGAUAGUGGUUUGAAGGAUGAUUUAGUGUUGGGUGACCCUAAUGCACCACGUUUUGUAUUAUGGGACAGUAAAUUAAGACCUGUACCCUCCAAGCCAAGUGAUCUCCCCUUCUUUGACUUGAUGAGCUUUGGUGGGAAACUCAGGGCAGGCUUUGGUGCUCUUGGCUUUCGACCUCCUCCACCAGGUCAUGAGGAAUCUGUGGAGGAGUUUGUGCAUCGUAACCUUGGUGAUGAGGUUUUUGAGCGCUUGAUAGAGCCAUUUUGUUCAGGUGUUUAUGCAGGUAAUCCCUCAAAACUCAGUAUGAAAGCAGCAUUUGGAAAAGUUUGGAACCUAGAGCAAAAUGGUGGUAGUAUCAUUGGGGGUACCUUCAAAGCAAUCCAAAAAAGAUCUAGUAGUCCAAAGCUGCCUCGAGAUGCGCGUCUACCAAAACCAAAGGGCCAAACAGUUGGGUCAUUUAGGAAGGGACUGACCAUGUUACCUGAUGCAAUUUCUGCAAGGUUGGGUAGCAAAAUAAAAUUCUCUUGGAAGCUUUCAAGUAUUGUAAAAUUGGAAAAUGGAAGGUAUGGUUUGACAUAUGAAACAGCAGAAGGAUUGGUGUGUCUGCAGAGCCGGAGUGUUGUAAUGACUGUUCCAUCCUAUGUAGCAAGCAGUUUGUUACAACCUCUUUCAGCUACUGCAGCAGAUGCACUGUCAAAGUUCUAUUAUCCACCGGUUGCAGCAGUAUCUAUUUCAUAUCCAAAAGAGGCCAUUCGCAGUGAAUGUCUGAUAGAUGGUGAACUGAAGGGAUUUGGCCAGUUGCAUCCUCGCAGCCAAGGGGUUGAAACUUUGGGAACCAUAUACAGCUCAUCACUCUUUCCCAACCGAGCUCCACCAGGAAGAAUUCUGCUGUUGAACUACAUUGGAGGGGCUACAAAUCCUGGAAUUAUCUCAAAAACACAGAGCCAACUUGUGGAAGCGGUUGACCGUGACCUGAGGAAGAUGCUCAUAGAUGCUAAAGCAAAGGAUCCACUUAUUCUUGGGGUGAGAGUCUGGCCACAAGCUAUCCCACAGUUCCUUGUUGGUCAUUUUGAUAUCCUUGAUGCUGCAAGGUCUGCUCUCAGGAACAGUGGGUCAAAAGGACUUUUUCUUGGGGGCAAUUAUGUAACUGGUGUGGCCUUGGGCAGAUGCGUGGAAGGUGCUUAUGAGGUUGCAUCUGAGGUCACUGAUUUUUUGUCACAGUAUGUGUACAAAUAGUGCACAUUUUUGGUUUUUAGGGAUUUUGAGUAUGAGUGCAUUCAUGAGUAGAAUUUAGUUUUUGGCCUUUUGGACCCUAUAUUUUGUCUUUUUUGGUGCAUUUCAGCUUGCUAUUUAACUUAAAAACAUUCAAACU
Molecule: messenger RNA, 1918 nt
Organism: Diospyros lotus (date-plum)
Lineage: Eukaryota; Viridiplantae; Streptophyta; Magnoliopsida; Ericales; Ebenaceae
Product: protoporphyrinogen oxidase 1, chloroplastic
Exons: 9
Coding region: 73-1782 (569 amino acids)
Biological process (GO): porphyrin-containing compound biosynthetic process
Molecular function (GO): protoporphyrinogen oxidase activity, oxygen as acceptor
Source: RefSeq, a predicted model, not a curated record